UUUGAUGCUCCCCCCUAUGUACGCGCAGUUAGGGUGGUUCGCUCACCCCAUCUUCAGCGAGACGGGGGACUAUCCCCCCGCCAUGAAGGAGAGGGUGAUGGUCAACAGCCUGGCGGAGGGACGCUCAAGGUCACGCCUUCCGACCUUCACGCCGGAGGACGUCGCCCUGGUCAAAGGGUCCGCCGACUUCUUUGCGUUGAACCACUACUCGUCGUACCUCGCCACGCCCCAGCCCGACGACGGUGGCCGUCGUGGAGUCACGUCUAGAGACAACGACAUCGGCGUGCUCAAGACCAAAGACCCGAAGUGGCCCGGCAGUGCGGUGUACUGGCUCAAGACGGUCCCGUGGGGCUUCAGGAAGCUCUUGGUCUGGGUGCGAGAUCAGUACGGGAACCCGCCGUUGUAUGUGACGGAGAACGGUUUCGCGGACCGCGGAGAAAUCCACGAUACGGGACGACAAGAAUACCUCAUGGGCUACCUGGAGGAGUUGUUGAACGCGAUCCACGCGGACGGGUGCGACGUGCGGGGCUACAUGACGUGGUCACUGUUGGACAACUUCGAGUGGACGGACGGCUACCAGGUGCUGUUCGGGAUGCACGCCGUCAACUUCACGGACCCCGCGCGCCCCAGGACGCCAAAGGAGUCUGCCACCCUGUUCAAGCAGCUGACCAGCACCAGGCGCCUGCCCACCACGGAGGAGAAAGAGAUGUGCCUAAGGAGUGGCAUCUGCCACACGCGGCGCCCGGACCCAAGAGCCGUCGAUACCAAUGAAGUUUGACAUCUUUACCUUGUACAUUAUU
Messenger RNA from Frankliniella occidentalis (western flower thrips), 800 nucleotides. RefSeq names its product myrosinase 1-like. The record is from RefSeq and is a predicted model, not a curated record. Lineage: Eukaryota; Metazoa; Arthropoda; Insecta; Thysanoptera; Thripidae. Gene Ontology annotation, biological process: carbohydrate metabolic process. The transcript has 5 exons. Bases 5 to 778 code for a protein of 257 amino acids. Gene Ontology annotation, molecular function: beta-glucosidase activity.